CUUCCGGAGUCGGAAAGCUAGCUACCAACAGUAACUACGUUUAGAGCACCUGAAUACUUUUAAUGAAUCUUUUGCGUAGGUUUUAGGUUUAUGUUGCUAGUGUGACUUUCAAUAUGUCUAAAAGACACCGUUUAGACUUGGGAGACGAUUACUCCACUAAAAAGAGAUCUGAUGGAAAAGACCGGGACAGAGACAGAGAUCGUGACGAUCGUUCCAAGGACCGAGACAGAGAUCGCGACAGGGACCGGGACAGGGACCGAGAUCGAGACCGCGAUAGAGACCAAAAGCCACCAGGAGUGGCCCCCAUCAUGGCUGGGGGUGGGAUGCCCCAAGUCAAGCAGAUGGUCAUGAACCAGCAGAUCAACCCCUUCACCAACCUCCCACACACACCGCGUUACUACGAGAUCCUGAAAAAGAGGCUGCAGCUGCCCGUUUGGGAGUACAAGGAACGCUUCAACGAGAUCAUCACACGCCAUCAAAGCUUCGUGCUCGUGGGAGAAACCGGCUCUGGAAAGACCACGCAGAUCCCCCAGUGGUGCGUAGACCUGGUGAAGGGAAUACCGGGGCCAAAGAGGGCAGUGGCCUGCACCCAGCCCAGGAGAGUGGCAGCUAUGAGCGUGGCCCAGAGAGUGGCAGACGAGAUGGAUAUAAUGCUAGGACAGGAAGUGGGCUACUCCAUUCGAUUUGAAGACUGCAGCUCCGCAAAAACGAUACUGAAGUAUAUGACAGAUGGUAUGUUGCUGCGCGAGGCCAUGAACGACCCUCUGCUGGAGCGAUACGGAGUGAUCAUCCUGGAUGAGGCUCACGAGAGGACGUUGGCCACAGACAUCCUGAUGGGUGUGUUGAAGGAGGUGGUCCGCCAGAGGUCGGACCUAAAGGUCAUUGUCAUGAGCGCCACGCUCGAUGCCGGAAAGUUCCAGGUGUACUUCGACAGCUGCCCCCUGCUGACCAUCCCGGGGCGCACGCAUCCUGUGGAGAUCUUCUACACCCCGGAGCCGGAGCGCGAUUACCUGGAGGCCGCCAUCCGCACCGUCAUCCAGAUCCACAUGUGUGAGGAGGAGGAGGGAGAUGCCCUGCUCUUCCUCACGGGUCAAGAGGAAAUCGACGAGGCCUGUAAAAGGAUCAAACGCGAGGUCGACGACCUCGGCCCCGAAGUGGGAGACAUCAAAAUCAUUCCGCUGUAUUCCACGCUGCCCCCCCAGCAGCAGCAGAGGAUCUUCGAGCCCCCGCCCCCCAGAAAACCCAACGGUGCCAUCGGAAGAAAGGUUGUGGUGUCAACAAACAUUGCUGAGACGUCCCUAACUAUUGACGGUGUGGUGUUUGUAAUCGACCCUGGUUUUGCCAAGCAGAAGGUGUACAACCCUCGUAUCAGGGUAGAGUCUUUGCUCGUCACGGCGAUCAGCAAAGCCUCGGCCCAGCAGAGGGCGGGCCGUGGCAGGACACGCCCAGGGAAGUGCUUCCGUCUUUACACUGAGAAGGCUUACAAGACAGAGAUGCAGGACAACACAUAUCCUGAGAUUCUCAGGUCCAACUUGGGAUCUGUCGUACUGCAGUUAAAGAAGCUGGGUAUCGAUGACCUGGUGCACUUUGACUUCAUGGACCCGCCAGCCCCUGAGACUCUGAUGCGUGCCCUGGAGCUCCUAAACUACCUGGCAGCACUGAACGACGACGGCGAUCUGACCGAGCUGGGCUCCAUGAUGGCCGAGUUCCCCCUGGACCCUCAGCUGGCCAAGAUGGUGAUCGCCAGCUGCGAGUUCAACUGCUCCAACGAGAUCCUGUCCAUCACUGCCAUGCUGUCAGUCCCACAGUGCUUCGUCCGCCCCACUGAGGCUAAGAAGGCGGCGGACGAGUCCAAGAUGAGGUUUGCCCACAUCGACGGGGACCACCUGACCCUACUCAACGUCUACCACGCUUUCAAACAAAACCAUGAGUCUAACCAGUGGUGCUACGACAACUUUGUCAACUACCGGUCGCUGAUGUCGGCCGACAACGUACGCCAGCAGCUGUCCCGGAUCAUGGACCGUUUCAACUUGCCGCGCCGCAGCACAGAAUUCACUAGCAGAGACUACUAUAUCAACAUCCGCAGAGCGCUCGUCACUGGCUUCUUCAUGCAGGUAGCUCACCUGGAGCGGACGGGUCACUACCUGACAGUGAAGGACAACCAGGUGGUUCAGCUGCACCCGUCCACAGUCCUGGACCAUAAACCAGAGUGGGUGCUCUACAACGAGUUUGUCCUCACCACCAAGAACUACAUACGCACCUGCACAGAUAUCAAACCCGAAUGGUUGGUGAAGGUGGCCCCUCAGUACUAUGAAAUGGGCAACUUCCCACAGUGCGAGGCUAAGAGACAGUUGGAGCGGAUUGUUGCCAAACUCCAGACCAAGGAGUAUUCUCAGUACUGAGCACCAGCAAAUGAGAAGAGGAAUACUCUAAUUCUAGAAAGAGCUUGGCGCAGUUGAACUUUUAAGUUGUACUAUUCUAUCUUAAUGUUUCCGCCAUUGAAAAUUUGAUUUUUAUAACUUUUCUCAGUUUGCUGUUUUUCCUUUCGUCCUUUUUGAUAGCAAAGUGUACAACUGUUAGCAUCUAUGAUAUUGAUUUCAAUGGCGAAUAUUAGGCUACAACUAUCAAGAUUUUCAAAAGGAAUACAAUUUACAGGAUAAGCAUGGAAGCUCAUGUGGAUAUUGUUGAUGUUCCUCUAGAAAAUUGUGAACCCUGAAAAUUUCACUUGCUUAGAUUGUCCUUGUUUCUUCAAUAAAGAAGCUUUGACUUGUAUGGAUUAA
Messenger RNA from Hypomesus transpacificus, 2780 nucleotides. RefSeq names its product DEAH (Asp-Glu-Ala-His) box helicase 15 (gene dhx15). The record is from RefSeq and is a predicted model, not a curated record. Gene Ontology annotation, cellular component: intracellular anatomical structure; spliceosomal complex. NCBI's taxonomy places the organism in Eukaryota, Metazoa, Chordata, Actinopteri, Osmeriformes, Osmeridae. Gene Ontology annotation, molecular function: RNA helicase activity; ATP binding; RNA binding.